GGUGAAAAAGAAGCGGACACAUUAUCCGAACUGAAGUAGAUUUUAGCGAAAAUGGAAUUGCCUCAUUUAGGAACUCAUUGCUCCAAUAAGUCCUGUAAACAACUGGAUUUUCUGCCGAUGAAAUGUGAUGCGUGUGCGGAGAUCUUUUGUGGAGACCACAUAAUGUACAACUGCCAUCAGUGUACAGAGUCCUAUAAAAAGGACAACCAGGUCCCAGUAUGCCCCCUAUGUAACCAGCCAAUACCUAUCAAAAAAAAUGAGGUGCCAGACAUGGUAGUCGGACAACAUAUUGAUAAUGAUUGUCAGUCUGAUCCUGCCAGGAAAAGACGCAAGAUUUAUACAAAUAGAUGUUCACGCAAAGGCUGUAAACAAAAGGAACUUAUUCCAGUCACAUGUGAUAAAUGCCAGAAGAAUUUUUGUCUGAAACACCGAAAUGAAAUGGACCAUGAUUGCCAAGGCUUUGAGAAUUCAGGCAGAGGAAUCUCUAAGACAGGAGCUGCAGCUAUAUUCAGAAACCAAUCAGAGCCAUCCAAACCAUUAGGCGAUAAAAGAGCGGUGCCUUCCAAGGCCAAGCCGCAGCAAACUACACUUACACAGCAUAACUUUGGCAGAGACCUAGACAGAGAGAGACGAGAACGACAGAUUGGACAAAGGCAGAUGGAACAGACAGGCGGUCAUUCCAUACAGGGUAGUAUGACAGAAGAAGAAGCUUUAGCAAGAGCCAUUCAAAUGUCCAUGUCAGAUUCACAAGCACCUUCCAACUCAAGUACCUCCAACAGGCCGAUGACCCAGCAGGAGCAGGAUGACCUUUUACUGGCUCAGGCAAUUGCUGCCAGCCAAGAGGAGGCUACUCGAGAACAGCAACGAAGGAGGGCAUUGAAGAUGACAGCAUGAGGAUCAAUCAUUGCUAGAUUGUUUUCUGUUAUAGCAACGGACCAGUCAGAACAAGACAUCAUGUAGUGUCUCCUGACCAAGCUAGCUCACAGCUGCCUCUAGUCUUUCUGGACCGGAGCACUGGAUGUGUGCGAGGGCAGAUACACAGGACUUUGUAACAAGGACGUGUGACUGUGUAAUAAGAACUGUUAGAUCACUACUGCCUUUUGUUUUUCUAGGCGGGAGCAUUUCUUCCUCUGCACCGGGACAGAAGAAUGUAUCUUGAACAUGUUCACUGGAUUGUGUGAAGUCUUUCUAGGUGCAUCAAACUGUAUUAUGUGUAGGUCUUUGUAAUGUGGUGAAUAGGUUCCAACAGAUACGAACCUGGAAUCUUAAGCACUGUAAAAACCCAUGUAAUGUGCACAGUUUUGUUUUGUUUUUUGUGUGAAAAUAAUUGUCCAAAGUUGGGCGUGUACACAUUACUUAGCCAAUAGGAUUUUCAAUUUUUUUUUCAUGAAAAAAAUCAAAGGCUGCCAUCCUGGUUUUUCAGGAUUAUCUGGUUGAACUGUUCUGAAAUUGACAGGUUUCAAUUUAUUUUCUUUCAUGUUGGAUAUCACGACGAAGCAGAAGCCAUGAGCACAUGUCUGUAUUCAUGAAUAUGAGCAAAAGUUGGCACUGACAUAUUAGAAUGCAGAGUGUGGACUAAGACAUAUGAUGGGACUGGAUUUAAUUCAUUAUUGAUUAAUAUUGGUCUUAUUUCUUGGCUCCCAGUGAUCAAUUUUGACAGAAUUUUUUGGUGCGCACAUUAUGCAAGCAGAAGUUUUUUUUAACCAAUUAUGAUUUUACCAAUCUACAUUAAGUAGGUGUACACAUUACACAGGUUUUUACAGUACUGUUUGAGUUGUUGUGUCUAGUGCCUAGAUGAUUACAGCCAAAGAGACAUUUUGUCAGUGUUAGAUUAGAUACAAAGUUGGCUAGUUCAUAUACAGAAGAACACAGCAUGAAAGAAGAAAAAGGUUUUAGUUAAAUUAUAGGGCAAGCAUGACAUUACCUCCAAAAUGAAUUUUUUAUUACCUGCAAGAAUACUGUAAUAUUAGUAAUUUUCAUGUGGAAAGAAUUUUUGUUGAUUUCUUAAGUUGGGAACUUAUAUUUUCAUGAUGUUAAAAUUUGUGUAAAUAAAUACCAUAGAGAUUUAUUUAUCUACGAAAUUAACUUCCCAUGAAACAGCAAUGUUUUGAAAGCCCAUGAAACUUUAACCCCAUGAAAAUAUAUGAUAUUGUGGUGUACCUUGCCCUUGAAGAGAUAAGGCUGAAUAGCCUAAGUAUGAGGAAGAUUCUGACUACAAUCUGUAUAUUUGAUAACACAGUUAUUUCCUUCUUACAAUUCUGUAAUUAUGUAGCAGUGUAAGAUUGGUAGAUUAAACAAUAUUCAGGCUAUGACUUUACAAAAGGUCAUAUCAUAGUAUUUAAACUAGGUCACCUACAUUCAGUGUUGUAUGCUGAAACUAGGUCAAUGCUAUAUUCACUUAAGGAUUAGAUAAUAAAACCACAUCAAUAUUGCCUUCGAUAUGUGCUAAAUUUCUCCUGAAGAAAACUAUUUGAUGAAUAUUUUUAAUAAGUAAAUCAGAAAUGUUUUUUGAGAAACACAUCUCUUUCCUGUCAGGAUUGACAUUGAAACCCUUGUUCUGAUACUCCAGAUUGAUUUUUCAGGGAUUCAACAUUGGGACUAUGUUUGGAUUUUUCAAGAUCCACAGUUUCGAUGAUAUUAUGUGUUUGAUUUUUAAUGUUUUUAUCAUCUGGAAAAUUUCUAUUCUUCAGACAAUUUUACCUGCAAUUAUAUAAGUUUAGUACAUGGUCAGAUUCAGGAAUAUCAAUAGACAUCCGUUUGCUUAUAUUUUAUAAAUGGCAAAUGUUUUCAUUAUUUAUAAAAACAGCAUGUCGCCAAAAGCUAAUUUUGAUGCAAAAUAUUUUCUAUGUAAUUGUUUUCAAGGGCAUUGAUGGCUAAAGGCAUUGAUUUUAUACGUAAAAAGAAAUAUACCUGAAUUUCCAAUAAUGCAGAUAUGAGAAAAGACAUGUUUUCUUCAAUCCUAAGUUCAGCAUUGUUUUGUUUUUUUGUUGCCUUACUUGAUACUUAAGUGAUAUAACAUGCAUGGUUCGUGUGUAACAUCUUAAGCAAUUUUUUAAGAAAAUAUGGAUGUAAAAUGUUUGUGUUUUCUCCUUGCCUGGACUUUGUAUCUGUACAAAUAAAAAUAAUGUCAUGAUCUACUCUAUACUGGGAAAUGUUUGCUGCGGGUAAACUUUCGUCCAGUUUUUCCUUUGGCCAAUUAGGAAAGAAAACAAAAGGUUGGCUUUAUAAAAUACAAUGAAAAUUCUUAAGUGAGGGUGAAAGAUGUUGCCACAGGUCAUUAUUUGAACUCAAAGGUUAUAGUGAAUCUAAAAUUGGUUAAUUCUGUUUCUCAAAACUUGAAAGUCAUUGUUUAGGUGAAUUAAGAUUUUACUGCAUGUUUCCACUAAUGAUAUUGGUGAGGAAAUAAAUGUGAAAUAUGUUGUGACUCUGGUAAACUCUCAGUGUUUUGAAAAACAUUCAUGAAAGCAUCUUAUUUAAAAUUAAGUGUCAUUGUCAAGUGCGUGUACCUUGUACUGCAAUGUUUUGGGUGUAAACUAUAAUUAUGUAUAAGUGAUACUUUCCUGACAUUAAGAUGUGUACUAGUUGGUUAUGACGAAAGCCUAAUAACCAAAUCUCAGACAUCAGGGUUCGCUUGUUUAACCUUAUUAUGUCAUUGAUUUGUUAAAAAGCCUUUUAACUGUUGUUAUUAAUGUAUAUUUGAAAUUUAUUCAUACAUUUUACAAUGUUUUAUCAUAAUAAAUAAUUUA
This is a messenger RNA of Ylistrum balloti, 3746 nucleotides long. RefSeq names its product AN1-type zinc finger protein 2A-like. NCBI's taxonomy places the organism in Eukaryota, Metazoa, Mollusca, Bivalvia, Pectinida, Pectinidae. The transcript is spliced from 11 exons. The coding region runs from base 52 to 894 and encodes 280 amino acids. Gene Ontology annotation, biological process: protein targeting to ER; proteasome-mediated ubiquitin-dependent protein catabolic process. Gene Ontology annotation, molecular function: zinc ion binding. The record is from RefSeq and is a predicted model, not a curated record. Gene Ontology annotation, cellular component: cytoplasm; endoplasmic reticulum.